CGCUAGAUGGCAAAGCAGGCUGGAAGUGUAAUGUCGGAAGCGGCGGUAGGAGCGAGCGACUUUCUCGCCUCACCAUCAACGAACCGAAAAAAAGAAAACAAAUAAAAAUACGGCGAAAAAAGUGUAAAUCGUGAAAUAUGUAUCCGAUGCCAGGAUUCGCUCCAAUGGGACCGCGUGACGUGGCAGGCUCCGCCUCACGCGAUAGUGGCUUUGUGUAGUGCCACGGCAACGUCGUUAGACCAUAGUUUUGUGUGGAUAACGCUCCUUCCCACUCAGGACCUUAUGUCUCCCAACUCGGGCCGGUUUGAGAUUACGGAACGUCCAACCCUCGUUCCAGUUAGUAGCAUAGAAGUUCGUGCCGAGAUUAUAAAAUAAUGCAGCGCUGUAACCAAGCAGAGUUGAAGGGGCGGAAGCGCUGACGAACAGUAUGACCCAAUCUCUCCUCCAGGGCAAACGUUUCUACUGUCGAGAAUGGGCUUUCGUCAAGAUAGUCCAUUGUUUAGAGAACAGGCCCUCUUCCAAAACCUGUGGAGCCUUGAUUAUGGGUGGACCAGGUUGUGGCAAGAGUGCUCUAUGCUGCGAGAUCGUCUCACCGACAGUGCAUCAUGGGAAACAGAUAGCGCUAAGCAAAAGGCUACUCGCUUAUCAUUUCUGUCAAGCUCACGACAUUGACACACUAUCUCUGUCCAACUUCAUCCGAAAUCUAGUGGAUCAGGUAUCGAAAUCGGAACUUGUUUCUAAAUAUAUCGAAAGAAUAAAAGAUGAAGAAGUGCAAUCCGCUUUAGAACUCGAAGAAUGCGAGAAAAAUCCCGAUGAGGCGUUUAGAAAAUGUCUGUUGUUUCCUUUAUUAGAGAUAGAUCCUCCGAGUCAGACGUGCUUCAUCUUAGUGGAUUCCAUCGACGAAUCUUAUAUUCAAGUCGCUGGAGACAAAUCCACUACAAGUAGAACCAUUGCUGAACUGUUGGCAAACCAUCAUCACCUGUUCCCCCAAUGGCUUUUGUUAAUCUGUUCUGCCAGGAAACAGAGCAAGUCGGUCACUCGGAUGUUUACCGGAUUUCGGAAAAUCAGUUUAGAUGAUCUUCGAAAGUCUCACGUUGUCCGUGACGUCCAGCAAUAUAUUCUUAGUAGGUUGGACCAAGAAGAGGCGUUGAGGCAGCAUCUUAGUAAGGAAACUGCCGAGAUGCUCAAUCAACUACACAUCAAGAGCAAUGGUUGUUUCUUAUAUCUAGAAAAGGUUUUAGAUGGAGUUGCGGAAAAUUUUAUCAUGUUGAGAGAGAUUCGUGAAAUUCCGGGUACGUUAAAUGGAUUAUAUUUAUGGUUAUGCCAACGGUUGUUUGUUCGGAAACAGUUUUCCAAGGUUCAACCUCUUCUUAACGUUAUCUUAGCGGCUCGGAAACCUCUUACUGUAGAGCAGUUGUAUCAAUCGGUAUGGACAAAAUCCACCAAUUUGACGUGGGAAGAGUUUCAAAAACGUCUGUCGCUCCUUUCGAAAGUUCUCAUCGAUGGUCGAAACGGGACCAAAAUUCUUUUUCAUCACAGUUUCGCCGAAUGGUUACUCGACGUCAAACACUGCACCCUGAAGUACUUGUGUCAUGCCGGCGAUGGGCACGGUAUGUUAGCUAUGUGGUACACUUUAAAAGCAUCCACAUUGGAUUCGGAUCAAGUUCACGAUUUCGUUUUACAUCUGAGUAAAGUCCCAUUGGGAUCGAAUCUGCAACCUUUUCAUCUUCCUCUAUGGUUGGUGAUUUCGGGGGCGAGUACGGAUAACAUAUUCUUGGGUAGCAAAACGCUUAGAGAACAACGCAUUGUUAAACUGCUCGCCGAUGCUGGGGCACAAGUCCCUCUGGUAGCGGAACAAGAAAUAGAAGAUACCAGUAGAGUUACCGAAGAUCCACUGGAGGCUCUUUUAGAAUCUGGAGGAGCUGUUAACCAAACUGAUGCCAACCAAAGGACAUUGUUACACAUGGCUACUUACGAUGGCGAUGAGCAGUUGACGGAACGGCUACUCGCUCGAGGAGCGCAUCUGGAGGCUGUAGAUAAAAACGGGCAAACGGCUCUAAAUUUAGCGGCAAGACAAGGACACGCAAAAUUAGUCGAAAUCCUACUACAGAACGGAUCCAAUCCAGAUCACGCAGAUAACGACGGAUGGACACCAUUAAGGGCAUCCGCUUGGGCAGGACAUACAGAAGUGGUGAUCAAGUUAUUAGAACACGGUGCUCAAGUUGAUCUUGCUGAUGCCGAUCAAAGGACCGCACUAAGAGCAGCCGCCUGGGGAGGUCACGAAGAAGUGGUCAUUAAGUUAUUGGAACACGGGGCUUGCGUCAAUAAAACGGACAACGAAGGUAGAACAGCACUGAUAGCGGCGGCAUACAUGGGGCAUACGGAGAUCGUGGAACAUCUGUUAGUUCACGGAGCCGAAGUGAAUCACGCAGAUUCCGACGGUCGCACCGCCUUGUCCGUUGCAUCCCUGUGCGUUCCCGCUUCCGAAGGUCACGCGGGUGUUGUUAGCUUACUGUUAGAACGAGGGGCUGAAGUGGAUCAUCGAGAUAAGGACGGGAUGACUCCUCUGUUGGUAGCUGCCUUCGAAGGGCACAGCGACGUCUGUGAGCUAUUAUUAGAAGGCGACGCGGAUGUAGAUCACACGGAUAACAGUAGAAGAACCCCUCUCUUCGCUGCCGCCUCUAUGGGUCAUCCGGAAGUGGUAAAUCUUCUCCUGUUCUGGGGUGCUGCAGUGGAUACCAUAGAUGCCGAAGGAAGAACGGUGCUUUCGAUAGCAGCGGCUCAUGGUGAUACGGAAGUGGUUCGCCAAUUGUUAGAUAGGGGUCUAGACGAGAUGCACAGAGAUAACGAAGGUUGGACUCCUUUGCAUUACGCAGCCUUCGAAGGCCACGCCGACGUGGUGAUCAAGUUAUUAGAACACGGUGCUCAAGUUGAUCUUGCUGAUGCCGAUCAAAGGACCGCACUAAGAGCAGCCGCCUGGGGAGGUCACGAAGAAGUGGUCAUUAAGUUAUUGGAACACGGGGCUUGCGUCAAUAAAACGGACAACGAAGGUAGAACAGCACUGAUAGCGGCGGCAUACAUGGGGCAUACGGAGAUCGUGGAACAUCUGUUAGUUCACGGAGCCGAAGUGAAUCACGCAGAUUCCGACGGUCGCACCGCCUUGUCCGUUGCAUCCCUGUGCGUUCCCGCUUCCGAAGGUCACGCGGGUGUUGUUAGCUUACUGUUAGAACGAGGGGCUGAAGUGGAUCAUCGAGAUAAGGACGGGAUGACUCCUCUGUUGGUAGCUGCCUUCGAAGGGCACAGCGACGUCUGUGAGCUAUUAUUAGAAGGCGACGCGGAUGUAGAUCACACGGAUAACAGUAGAAGAACCCCUCUCUUCGCUGCCGCCUCUAUGGGUCAUCCGGAAGUGGUAAAUCUUCUCCUGUUCUGGGGUGCUGCAGUGGAUACCAUAGAUGCCGAAGGAAGAACGGUGCUUUCGAUAGCAGCGGCUCAUGGUGAUACGGAAGUGGUUCGCCAAUUGUUAGAUAGGGGUCUAGACGAGAUGCACAGAGAUAACGAAGGUUGGACUCCUUUGCAUUACGCAGCCUUCGAAGGCCACGCCGACGUUUGCGAGUUGCUGAUCGAAGCUGGAGCUAGAGUGGCAGAAGUGGAUAAUGACGGAAGAAUCGCUCUGAUACUAGCCGCACAGGAAGGACACACGUCUCUAGUUGCUAAACUGUUAGACGUCAAUAGAACGAUGAUCGAUCAUCGAUCCCACGAUGGAAAGACGGCUCUGAGGGUGGCAGCUUUAGAAGGACAUAAGGACACGGUUCACUUACUAAUGACACGUGGAGCUGAUAUCAAUUAUAAGGAUGCGGAUGGAAGAUCCACGCUGUACAUCUUGGCAUUAGAGAAUAGGUUGGAAAUGACUGAUUUUCUUCUUACUGCUGGAGCAAACGUCGAAGCUAGAGACUGGGAAGGAAGGACCCCUCUUCACGUAUCUGCGUGGCAGGGACAUUACGAAAUGGUAGAUUUGUUACUGUCUCAUGGGGCCAAUGUGAAUGCUGUCGAUAACGAUCAAAGGACUGCUCUGCAAUCGGCUGCGUGGCAAGGACACGCUCGAAUUGUACGCCUUCUGUUGGAAAGACAGGGAAAUGUCGACCACACGUGCAAUCAGGGCGCUACGGCACUGUGCAUAGCGGCUCAGGAAGGACACGAAGAAGUAGUUAGGGUCCUUCUAGAGUAUGGAGCCGAUCCGGGACAUGCUGAUCAUUUCGGAAGAAAUCCUCUAAGGGUUGCGUUGAAGGGUGGUCAUAAUCAAGUUAUCAAACUGUUAGAAGAAUACACGAUGCAGAUGAAAUCUCCAGCAGGGCAGAGACCUUGUCCUGCCAGUGCUAGCGCUACGUCUCUUACGUCAGCAGCAUCGACAGCAGAGACUAAACCGUGUAGUGCUAUUUUAUACCAACCGAGUUUUGCUCGUUCGCCACCGAGUUCUCCCGAAUCUGCUGGCAAAAGAAGAUCUUUUGUUUCUAAUCAAUCCUCGUCUAAAUCCUCUAGCAACUUGACAACAUCCACCAAAUCGUCGCAUCAAGGAACCGAAUUAAGAACUGCUGGAACUCCCGUCACCUUUACUCAACAGUUACAACAGUGUACCAGAACCAGAAAUCGUGUGAGCAGAAUCUUAUCACCUCUUAGCGAACCAGUCAGCCCCGUUCCCAGCCCCCCGCAAUCUCCAGUUUCCGAAAUUCAGCGUUUGUCUCCAGUACUUCUGACUAGUCCUCAGGGCCCACCAUAUUCGACACACGUUCCUAUCGUGAUAGGUAAGAUUCCGACGUCGCAGGUACCCAACCGGAGCCACGUGACAAACAGUAGGCCUCAUCCAGAUUCCAACACCCCCAGGCCACCCGCGGAACCAAGAUUUAGAAGAAAUGGCAUCGUCACGAAUCCUAAUUACAAAGGUGGUCAACACGUUAGCAUUCAGUCUAAACACAGAAGCAACGGCUCGGCUCAGCAGGUGAGGAAUUCUAAUCUGACACCGGCUUACGAAGACUGUCUGUCGACCAAUUCGCUACCUUUAAAGAAAGAGACACCUUUGUAACGAUAGCUGUUGACAAUCCUGCCAACCCUUAAUAGGGGGAACGUUUGCGUCAGAAAAAUCUAUUAUGUGCGUUGCUGGCAAUCAAAUCGUUGACCGGGACGAAACAGCAAAAACAAAUACACACACACACAAAAAAAAACAAAUAAAAUAAAAGAAAAUAUGUGAUGUACAAAGUGCAAUGUUUUGUAUCAUCUGUAAUCGAUCGUAAAUUUUAUUCGCAGUAGAUAGAAUUCAACGUUGUGAUUAUGCCAAAAGAGUGAUUCCAAAUGUCUCUGCUCUAGUACUGUUUUCUAGAGAUGGUCAGUUCCGGUAGGAUGAUAACUUCCUCCUCCUCUUUCCUCUGUAGAUUUAUAAUCAAAUUCGCUGAAAGAUUGCCUUACUGUAGAGUGAUGUUUACACGUUUCACGUUCUUCAAACACCGAAAAAAAAAGCAAAAAAAAAAUAAACAAAUUAUAUGUUACAUUUAACGUAUUAUUUUAUUUUUAUUAUAUUUAUUUGCUGCAUAAUGCAGAGUUGAAAGAAAUCCGCCAUUUUUGAGACGGAACAAACGUGUUAAUUACGCUUCUCGCAUAGUCCGCCAUUUUGAAGCCAAGUUUCGUUACGUUCUGAAAUAAGUUUCAAGAAUGGAGAAAAAAAUAUAUAAUUAUUUAUAACUUAUUCUAAUAAUUUUUAUACAAAUUAUAUAUAAUUUUUUUUUUUUUAAAUUGAAAAAUGUUUGAAAUUUCUACGCUUAUGUAAAAUGGCAAAAUACAGAGACUCGAUGCAACAAUGGAUAUGGAAUUGAAAUCUGUAUCCUGCAUUGUAUAUGGAGUAAAUUGCAUUGUAUUGCAUUGUAGUUAGAGCUACGUUGUAACUAUGUAAAGGUUCAGAUAAGGGAGCUUUCAUCAAAAAGAUAAAAUAAAAAAAAAUCUUAUGUUAUAAAAUGCAAAAUUGGUAACAUUAUAUAGAAAAUGUCCUAAAUUUCUAUUUUGUAAAAAGAAGAAUUUCACAGUAAACUUUCAAUCUCAUUUGAAAUUAAUUUUUGUGGAGUUUUUCUUUUGUAAUUUUAUAAAAAAAAAAGGGAAAAAAAUGCACUCGAAUGGCACCUCGUUCGCUAAAACGGAAGUUUUGUGUAACUGAUUGCACUUCGCUAUCCAUUUGAUAAUAGAAACAGUGAUGUCUUCAUAUGAAGAAUGGCAAAAAAUUAAGGAAAAUCUGUAACAUUUUUGUAGGAUUUAAGCUUAUUAAAUAGAUGAGUUGUUACUGU
Molecule: messenger RNA, 6323 nt
Organism: Centruroides sculpturatus (bark scorpion)
Lineage: Eukaryota; Metazoa; Arthropoda; Arachnida; Scorpiones; Buthidae
Product: ankyrin repeat domain-containing protein 50-like
Exons: 6
Coding region: 428-5077 (1549 amino acids)
Molecular function (GO): protein binding
Source: RefSeq, a predicted model, not a curated record